Messenger RNA from Marchantia polymorpha subsp. ruderalis, 1989 nucleotides. NCBI's taxonomy places the organism in Eukaryota, Viridiplantae, Streptophyta, Marchantiopsida, Marchantiales, Marchantiaceae. The record is from the annotation of a GenBank genome assembly.
GUACGAGUGAAAGUCAUGGUCAUGGCAGCGAGAAAUCAAGGACUCUUGACUUCAUUCGCCUCGUCCUGCUCCGCAGGCCCCUGCCCCGCGUCCUCCCCAAAUCCUGCAGGGUCUGCUUCCACCUCUUCCACCUCUUCCUCUCCUUCCUCUGUUGACAUACAGAAUAGUAGCAGCGCUGUUCACGAUCAUCGCCAUCAUCGCCAUCACUGCGUCUCCGUCAGCCAUCGCAGCCUUGCCAAGUUUAGAGGGGCUCUGCUCCGUCCCUUGACCGUCAAGGGAUGGUGGCAGGCCCAGCAAGAGAAAGCGAAAAAGGCGAGCAGAAGCGGACAGAGGACUCGAGGGCCCCAUCUGCAUCCCCUUCCCCUCCACAUUCCUGGGCCCUGAGAAACGCAAUUACUGAUUUGCGAGGCGAGCGACGAGGGGACUUUCUCCGGGUGGACGUAUAAAGCCGUGGAAAGUUCUCCGACAUUUUGGACGUUUUCUGAUGUGAGUUUGUGAUCCGCCUCCUCGCGCUGUCGAGAGAGAGGGAAACAGGGACAUUGUGACAAGGGGUGGGGGCUCGGAGGGUGCAGCGGAACCAUGGUGCUGGGCAUGGUUCACGAGGCGGUGAAGGGAGCGGUUGCGGAUGUGAGGUCGGGGGUCACGGCCCGGGAGAAGAUCGAGAAGGCUGCGAGUCUGACGCGCACUUUUCUCCGAGAGUUGUUUGGGCUUUUCUCCAGCGCGCCGUACGCUGUUUUCACCAACUCGGUGUGGAGAAAGCCCGAGCAGUACCAACAGCGAUGGCAUUUCAAUCUCCUCCGCAAUGUGAGAUACGGUCCUGCAGAGCGCAAUUUGUUAGACGUGUACACUCCUUCGAGCUGUACCAGUAAGAGCUCUCUGCCAGUGGUUGUGUUCGUCCAUGGUGGAGUCUGGGCAAGCGGUGACAAAUCUCUGUUCAGUCCGGUGGGUGCAAUCCUUGCUCACCACGGAGUGAUCGCUUUGUUGGUGCAGUACACUUUAUUUCCCCAGGUGCCUGCAAAAGAGCAAGUGAAGGAAAUAUCCAGAGCUCUUUCAUGGGCCCAGGACAAUGUCAAGGGAUACGGAGGCAAUCCAGACAAAGUACAUAUGAUGGGGCAUUCGUCAGGUGCUCACCUCUGUGGGAUGCUGCUGUGGGAGCGAGCGAGGCGCAAUCUCAGUUUCAAGAAGGACGUGGUUUCUUCAGCCGAGCCAACGGAUGCAAGGCAGCCAAGAUGCUAUAUAGGCUUGUCGGGUGUCUACAACAUCGGUGAGCACUACAAAUACGAAAUGUGGAGAGGAGUAGCGCCCAUUUCCUGCAUGACUCCAGCCAUCGAAGGGCCCAAGCACUUCUCAUCCAUGUCCCCAGAACUGCUCUUCCGUUCUCUGCUUUCUCUGAAAAUGAACCAGCACGUUCAGGACAUGGACCCGAAUCUAGAAGACCUGAACACCAAAGACUUCGACUGGGACUCUUGGGCCAGUUCUCUUCCACCUUUUCUCUCCAUAGUCAGCGACAUCGACAAAACAGUUCCUCCAGGCACGUCCAUCAACUUCAACCAUGUGCUGCAGGAGCUGGGGUGCAAGUCUGGUGUCACAAUCCACGAAAAACUCAAUCACGACGAUUUUGUGUGCUGGGUCAAGGGUUUCAAGGGUCAAGAGAACCUCGCUGCCCAGGAGGUGAUUAGCAAUAUUCUAGACAUCGUCAAGGGAGAGGAUGAAAGGUCUACAUUUCUUCAUUCUGAGGUGCUUGCAACGGAUUAGCGACAGUCAAAGUCAUUGUUAGAAUUUUGAUUCUGUUACCUCUUCCUACGCUACGGCCCUUCUGUAUAAAGCAUGAGUCUAUCAUUACCCUUCAAUUCUUGUGUCUUAACCACCGUUGGUUAAUACCUUUCUACAUUGGAGUUGGAUUGUUGGAUUGUGCUUUUCAGCCUUUUGACUCUUUGGGUCCUACGGGCUUGAUCUAUUUACCAUUUACAUCCUUCGAGUUUUGUCUUU